Messenger RNA from Kuraishia capsulata CBS 1993, 936 nucleotides. RefSeq lists its product as uncharacterized. Bases 1 to 936 code for a protein of 311 amino acids. The record is from RefSeq and is a predicted model, not a curated record. NCBI's taxonomy places the organism in Eukaryota, Fungi, Ascomycota, Pichiomycetes, Pichiales, Pichiaceae. The transcript has a single exon.
AUGAGCGGCUCGACACCACGACCACGGUCGCACUCCAUAUCGGCACAACUCCCCCAUCGCAUCCAGCUCCAAAACGCGCCAAAUCAACAGGUACAGCAACAGAAGCCCGAGCCCGUACUGCUACGAAACAUCAAACCCCCGAAGUUGUUGCAAAGCGAAAAUUACGAGACAUUUUUCGAUAUCAUUGGUCAACUGAUUGCAAAGGUUUCCGAAAAUAGAGAGCUGAAGACCAAGAUUCUGCGAGACUGCGAAACGAUCUCGUCCUAUGUUGAGCUCAACAAGCCUCUUCUGGGAAAACAUUCAGUUAAAGAGCGCAAACCUGCUAACGGCACAAAAAAGAAUGGUUUACUAUCAAAUGGGAUUUCAUCAAAUUCCAAAUCUUCACUGGAAGAAGGGGAAGCAGAUCCCAAUACCUACUUAAAGAGCAUAUAUCGAUAUCAACAGGAGUUGCAGAUACUAGAGGAGCAGAGACUGAAGAAUGGUGCCGAGCGGAAACCCAAAAUCAAGUCUUUUUUUAAGUCCAAACCCAUUUCUGAUGGAUCUGGUAUGACUCCCAAACAGAAAAAGAUCAUCAAUCUGAGAAACGAGCGAGAAAACCUGUUGAUCCUGUUACAUGAAAGGGUUCAGUACAACGGUGCUUUGGUCGAGGUUUUAGAAGAAUUCGAGGCGAACAUCUCGUUGAUAUUGAAAAACUUGCAUGGAUACAUCGUGACUCGUGGCGAAGAGUCUAUGGUCACUCUCAGGGCGUAUUGUGAGGAAUGGGACCUGAAAAAAAGAGAGGUGUACGGUAUGUAUCUUGAGCUCAUAGAGUCGAGGCGAGAGUGUGUGGAUUUGUUCAAUUCUGUGAGCAAGAUGAUGAAUGAAAUGGACGAGAAUGAAGAAAUGAGGGAGAUCGAGCUGAGGCUCAAAGAGGAAAAUUUCUUAAGGCAAAAGUAA